AUGUUGGAGCGCCUUUCCGUGGACUACGGAAAGAAAAGCAAGAUCUCCUUCACGGUCUGGUGCUGCCCUCAGGUGGCGACUGCCGUGGUCGAGCCCUACAACACUGUCUUAUGUGUGCACUCCCUGCUGGAGCACACAGAUGUGACCAUCAUGUACGACAAUGAAGCGCUCUAUGACAUCUGCCGCAGGAACCUCGACAUUGAGCGCCCGACGUACACCAAUCUGAACCGCCUGAUCGCCCAGAUCAUCUCGAGCUUGACGGCGUCCCUGCGGUUUGACGGUGCUCUGAACGUGGACAUCACGGAGUUCCAGACCAACUUGGUGCCGUAUCCCCGUAUCCACUUCAUGUUGACCUCCUAUGCCCCAGUCAUCUCUGCGGAGAAAGCCUACCACGAGCAGCUGUCCGUAGCGGAAAUCACCAUGUCCGUCUUCGAGCCCGCAUCCAUGAUGGUGAAAUGUGAUCCCCGUCAUGGCAAGUACAUGGCCUGCUGCAUGAUGUAUCGUGGUGAUGUGGUGCCAAAGGAUGUGAAUGCGGCCGUGGCCACCAUCAAGACCAAGCGUACCAUCCAAUUCGUGGACUGGUGCCCUACUGGCUUCAAGUGCGGAAUCAACUACCAGCCGCCCACGGUGGUGCCCGGUGGCGACUUGGCGAAGGUGAUGCGCGCUUGCUGCAUGAUCUCGAACAGCACCGCUAUUGCCGAAGUCUUCUCCCGCAUCGACCACAAGUUCGACUUGAUGUACUCCAAGCGUGCUUUCGUCCAUCACUACGUUGGAGAAGGCAUGGAGGAGGGCGAGUUCUCUGAGGCACGGGAGGAUCUGGCAGCCCUCGAGAAGGACUACGAAGAAGUGGGCAUCGAAACUGCGGAAGGUGAGGGAGAGGAGGAAGGCUAUGGCGACGAGUUCUGA
This is a messenger RNA of Symbiodinium pilosum, 906 nucleotides long. The record is from the annotation of a GenBank genome assembly. NCBI's taxonomy places the organism in Eukaryota, Dinophyceae, Suessiales, Symbiodiniaceae.